Molecule: messenger RNA, 1085 nt
Organism: Cladocopium goreaui
Lineage: Eukaryota; Dinophyceae; Suessiales; Symbiodiniaceae
Source: the annotation of a GenBank genome assembly
UCUUUGGGCUCAUUCUGGGUCGAAAAAAACGCGAACACCUGGAAUCCCUAAAUCACGAUUGAUUUUCCAUGGCGGCUUCCUUCGAGCAAAUGGACGCGAAUCAGGAUGGUGUGAUCUCCAGGGAGGAGUUCAUGUUCGGCAUGGUGGAUCGCAACCACGAUGGGCAAAUCUCCCGUGAGGAGUUUAUGGCUGCCAUGCCAGGAGGUUCAGUGACAUAUGGCACUGCUCCGGCCACCAUGACCACCGCUCCCGUCUACUCAGCCCCCACCACCUUUGCCGCGCCCAUGAUGUACGGAGCACCCCCUGGUGCCGUGCCGGUCUAUGGUGCCCCUGGUGUGGUGCCGGGCGCCACCUACGCUGCGCCGCAGCCGGUGCCCACAAUGAUGGCGCCCACCUAUGCUGCCCCAGUGCCCACUGGCACCCAGCCCGUUGGUACCGCCCCGGCGGAGCCGGUGGGAACUGGUGGGGACCCGGUGAACACCAGCACCACGGCAGUGGAGACGGCGGUGUCCACCCAGACCUUUCCGCCUGCGCGAAGGAGUACGGCCUUGCAGACCAUCAUGGGAUCCGUGACACAGGUCAACGUUCCUGUGGAGAGUGUGGCUGACCCAUCCAAAGCGACCAUGUCGCACUGGGCGGCCCAAUUUCAAGCCGUGUCGGUGGAGGGUGAGCCACAAUACCUUGCAGGAGUGGGCAGUGAAGUCCAGGGUGCGCCUCAGGUCAUGAUGCAGCGACAAGAGCAAGUCGUGGCGGGUCAGGUGAAACAGAAGAUCACGGAGAUUCCAACGAUCCAAGAGAUUGUGGAGGAACAAGAAGUGCCUGAGGUGCAGUACAUCAACAAGAUCGUUGAGGUGCCAGAGAUUAUCCAGCAGCAGAUCGAGCAAGUCGUGGAACAAGUCGUUCACGUGCCUCAGAUUGUGGAGCAAAAACGUGUACAACACCGCCACGUCGAGCAGUUCGUGGACGUUCCUGUUGCGGAACAGGCUGCACCGCAGGAACAGGUGGUCGAGAUUCCUGUGCCAAUGCAGGAAGAGGAGAUUGUGCACGUGCCGAAGAUCAUCACCCAGACCCGUCAGGUGCAGCAG